CAGACUCUACUGUGAGGAGAGAGAGGAGCCUCAGGAGGGGGGCAGAGACAGACUCUACCACGAGGAGAGAGAGCGAGGCGAGAGGGAGCGGUCGAGAGAGGAGCCUCGUCCAUACAGUGUGGUAGAUCUGACACAGGAUGGGAGGAGUGGAGAGAGAGAACGCCACAGAGAACGAGAGACGGAGCGUGACAGAGACCGAGAGAGAGAAAGAGAGGUUCUCCUCCACCACCCCUCUGCUUCUCGACCCCCCCAGGGCUCCUCCUCUUCUGGGCGUUACCUAGAGACUGAUGACACACCCACUCGCUCCCCCAACCCUAACCCCAGCCCCCACACACACACAGACAGGCUGAGGAAGACUGAAUCUACCUACAGCGGUGGACUCCUCCCUGGCCCCGCCUACUCUGCACACCGGGAGCCUAUCAGGGAACAGCGUGUGAGCGCGCCCACUUACGUGCCUUCUGUGGAGGUCUAUGAUGAGCAGAUCGGCCCGAUCCAGAUCGCAUCGCAGGCCAGGGACAAACAGGACAAACUGAGAGAAAGAGAGAGAGAAAGAGAGAGAGAAAGAGAGAGGGAGAGGUUUCCUGAGAAGACUCUAUUGGACCGUCGCGCUUCUCUUCCUGGUGAUUUGUCCAAUCAGAGAGAGCGGGAGGAGGGCUCUGUGAUCUGCUCCAACGGUUCGGCUCUGAAACGAGACGGUUACGUCAGCCAAUCAGGGUUCAGCCCGGACCCCAGGGACACGCCAAAACAUGCCAUCCGAUUGGGCUUGGAGCGGGUAGGGGAAGGGCCUAAAUGGAACCCCAUCAGCCCAUUGGCCAACUACGCCACCAGUCAUAUGGCAGCUCUGGCCUCCCAGCACGGACACGCACAGCAGGCACGCACACACACUCAGCCCUCACACCAUAACCAGCAGGAACUCAACAGACCCCCUUCCAACCCCCACACACCCCAACACAGACACACACAUUCCCCCCACCCUCCGCCCCAACCCCAGAGGGGAGAGGAGGGACAGGGGCGCUACUUGGACACCUCAGCCCUGUACCGCCCAGUGGGGGGAAGGAGAGGCAGCGGAGGAGCAGGGUCUGAGGGGGGAGCAGACGGAGGAGAGGUGUCGGCCAUGCAGAGUCUGAUCAAAUACAGCGGGGCCUUCCCACCUGAACGCCAGGGGUCCUCCAGGCAGAACACGGACAACCAAGCCGCGUUCGGAGGGCUGGCGUUCAUGAGGCUGGAGGGAGGAGGAGCGGGGGGGAGGCUGAUGAAGAGAGAGCAGGAGCGUCCCGACAGCUCUCGGUCGUUGGGACGUGGCGAAGGGGCGGGGCCAGGCGAGGGUGGGGGAGAGGUCCGUCACCCUCCUGUAGGGAUAGCUGUGGCAGUGGCCAGACAGAGCAAUACAGACUCCCAGAGACCUCUACUACUGCACGCAGGGGUUAAAGACGAGGAGCGGGGGGACGAGCGAGCCCGUCACCGUGGUGAUAGACUGGGGUGCCUGGAGCGUGAGCAGGAGAAGUUGCUCAGAGAGAGUAAGGAGCUGGCAGAGUUCACCCAGAUGCACCCUCCCUUGGUGUCCAGCGCCCUGACCUCUAACCUCAUGACCUCCAACCUCAUGGUGACUGGAGGCUCCGCCCGCUGGCCCCACGACCCCUCCCCCCUGACCUCUCACCCCUGGAUGCCCCGCCAAGGAGCCCCGCCCAUCUGGCUGUCGGGAUCCCCCUACGGUUUAGGCCCCUCUCCGCUGCACCAGGCCCUCCCUCCCUACCAGCUGGCCAGAGACCCCCAGUCAGGACAGCUGAUGGUUAUAGCUACAGAACACAUCCCACGCUACGGAGGAGAUGUGUUGGAUGGGGGUGGCGCACCCCAGUGGCCAGGGGUGUAUGGAGCAGGCAGUUCUCUGCAACAUGCCGCUCAGCUGCAGAUGUUGUCACAGCAACAGAUGCUGAGGCAACAUGAGCUGGUGAUGAUUCAACAACAUGCUGCUCAGGUCCUGGAGCUGCAGAGGAACGCUCAACUGAUGGAGCGUCUGAAGGCCAGUGAACAGAGGGCAGAGCUAGAAGAGAAGACCAAUAAGAGGAGUUCCGAGCCCAAACCCCGCCCCUCGCCACGCCCCACUCCCUCCCCCUCCCUCCACUGCCAUAAAACUCCCCUCCGUUCACCUCCCCCCUCCACCUCCUCCGUCACCCCCCUGUCCUCCCCCAGGCCCACUCUCCAACACCCGGAGGUCCAAAGAGAGAGGUCUCACCCUUCCUCUCCCCUUCCUCGCCCUCCCGCCCCACACUCUGCCUCCCCCCUGAGACCCUCCUCCUCCCUGAGACCCAAGCAGGACGCUGACGAGGGAGAGGAGGAGGGGGGAGAGAGGGGGGAGAAACAGACCACCUCCCCCUAUCACCGAAUCUACACAGAUAUCACCCCUGGUUACCGUUACCAGUCCAUCACCCCGCCGUUCAGCGCCCUAUUCCCCCCCCGCCCCCUCCCCCAUCCAGCAGGGGGUAACAAACACACCUCGGUCUCCUCCCUGCCACCACUCCUCCGGGCCACAGCUCCAGACGUGAAGCCUCGGGGCCUGGAACUCCGGCCAGACCAGGGGACCAUGCUGAAGCAUGACCCCGACCAGGAGCCACCCCAGCUGGGCAUGAGUCCUGCUGCCCUGGACCCUCAGCUCCGGACCUCCAGCCCUCCAACCCUCAGCCAAAUGGAGAGAGACGGAGAGUCAAGCCUCAAACACACACAUCUCACCCACACACACACACAAUUACACACACAACCCAGCCUUACACACCCACACAAACACACCAGCCUCCACUCAGCCCCCCAGCCCGGUCCUCCUCUACCAUCCACACACCCACACAAACACACCAGCCUCCACUCAGCCCCCCAGCCCUGUCCUCCUCUACCAUCCACACACCCACACAAACACACCAGCCUCCCCACAGCCCCCCAGCCCUGUCCUCCUCUACCAUCCACACAGCCACACAAACACACCAGCAUUAGCCUCCCCUCAGCCCCCCAGCCCUGUCCUCCUCUACCAUCCACACAGCCAUACAAACACACCAGCCUCCACUCAGCCCCCCAGCCCGGUCCUCCCCCCACACAGCCACAAGAACAACAGACCGAGGAGGGAGAGGAGGAGGCAGGAGAGGUCAAGAUGGAGGUGUUGACCCACGGCUGCCGAGGAGCCUAUCAGCUUCUACCGUCCGUCCCGAAGGUGGAGACUAAACCAGAGGUCACAGAGAAGUCGAGUCCCGUCCAUUACCCAUCAUGCACCACGGCAAGCUCCGAGCGACCGGCCUUUAGACCCAGCCCCGACACACACGCAUCCUCUCCUCCCCCCCUCUCUCCCUGCCCUCCCUCUCCCUCCCCUCUAAACAUUGUCCCUGAUGACCCCAUGGCUGGUAUGAUGACGCUGUUGGCUGCCAGUCAGAUGCCCCAGGCUGCCCCCCCUGCCCUACCCACCCUGCCCCAGACAGAGGCCUCCUCGCUGGGGAGAGACGUGGCCAGUCCUGGGUGUCUGGAGGUCUGGGCUCUGGAGGGGAUGACUCUACUCAGCGACAUGGCCUCACUAGAGAUGGAUAGGAUACAGCUGGAGCAGGGUGAGGUGUUGUGUGGUCUUGACAGCCUGUUAGAGGCAGGUAGAAAGGUGUUGCUGGAGGCCAUUGAGAGCCAGUCUCACAUCGACCUCCCCAGACAACUACACCCCAGCAAGACCUACAGCUGGAGGAUGAGGACAGACCCACAGGAGCAGCUCUUCAGUAAGCUGUGUGUGGAGGUGUGUGAUGGAGGGGAGUCUCAGCAUCGGAUGAGAUUAGCGGAGCUACAGAGACAAUACAAGGACAAACAGAGACAACUGGACCGGCUGCAGAGACGCUCUGACACCCAAGAGGUUCAGCAGCAGGAGGAGGAGAGGCGGAGUCUAACCCGACGUGGGCGGGGUCGACCUAGGAAGAGGAAACGUGUAGCGACGCCCCCUGGCAAGAUGGAGUCCCGGACAGGGAAGCCGGGCAGGACAGUGCGGUACUCUGAGGUGGGGGAUGGAGGGAGGAAGAGGUUCCACUGUUCCAGAGGAGAGGAUGAUGAGAUGGAGGGAGGAAGAGGAGGAGAGAAGAGGAGUUGGCAGGAUCAGGAGCCAUCCACUAGUCACUCUCUGGAGGUCUUUAAGGCUCGUCGUGUCGGUCUGUGUGACCAGGAGCAGCUAGCCUGUGACCUGGACAGAGCUCUCUCCCUGUCCGUACUCAGUACCAGCCGCCGGACGCCCUCUGACCCCGGCGGGAGGGAUGGAGGGGUGACCCCCUCGUCUGGAGAGAAACAGAAGGUUAGAGGUCAGAGGAAGACGGUUUCUCCUCCUCUUCCUCACUCCUCUCAACGCUCCAGCUACGACUACAACUCUGACUCUGAAGAGGAUGUCCCCCGGGGGGGCUGUCACCCCUUCUCAGGGUUGCGACCCCACACAACCCCGCCCAGGAAGAGACCGUCCCCCUCCUCGUCCAAUCAGGCGGCUCGGGAGAGGAAACAGAAGCACUUAUCCCUCCUGCUGCAGGAGGCGGGGCUUAGCUCCUCCGACGACUCCUUCGAUCAAGAGUCCUCCACUGAGGAGGACGAUGAUGAGGAAGAGUCGUCAUGCUCCGAGGGGAGUGAGCUGGAGGAGAGUGGGUUGGGCCUGCUGGCCAGGUUCGCAGCCAGCGCCCUCCCGGUCAACCCCGUCCCCCUGCCCCGUCUCCACGACAACAAACACCGUAGCAGGCAAAGCAUUCUGGGUUCUGGUUCUGACCUGUGUCUGAGGAAGUUCCCAUCUCUGCUCCACGGGAAACGCUCCGCUCCCGAACUCCCCAUGUUACCCCCGGCAACGCGCCACGGCGACCACACUAGCAACGAGACCUCGCCGGUCAAACGCAAACCUCGCCCUUCUCCUCGGUCGCCCCGGAGAUUCACCUUUGACCCCGCCGGGGGACUAGGGGGAGGGGCUAGCGAGGAGGAGGGAUGGACACGCAGACGCAGCGAGAGGAUUUUCCUUCAUGAUGCCUCCACCAAUCAGAUCUCUCCCUCCAGCAAAGACCCUCCAAUCAGCACUAAACCCGCCCCCAGACCUAAAACCACACCCAGGGACGGGAAAGACUGGAAGAAGAAGAGGCUGAAGGACUCUCCCCUGACCCCGCCCUCUCUGUCUAGUCCAAUCACAGAGAGCCCGGUAGCCCUUCCCCUCAGCCCUGCACGCAAGAGCCAAUCAAAAGCCAAGGCUAAACCCCGAGAGGCUCGUGGAGCGGUCAGUAGGCUGAUGAAGAGUAUGGAGGCUGAUGAAGACUUCGAACCCAGUCAGGACAGCAGCUUCUCUGAAGACGAUGGACCUCCUCCGUCACACAGCAGUCUGGCUGAGAGGACCCUGUCGUCUGCUCCGGUCCAGUGUGUGUUAGAUAAAGACUCUCUUCAGGAUGGUCUGAGGGUUCUGAUCCCCAUGGAUGAUCAGCUGCUUUAUGCUGGACACGUCAACACGGUACACUCCCCGGACAUUUACAGUGUGGUGGUGGAGGGGGAGAGAGGGAACAGACCUCAUAUCUACUGUCUAGAACAACUCCUGCAGGAGGCUAUUGUGGAUGUGAUGCCUCCGUCAGUCUGGUAUCUUCCUGAAGGCUGUCGUGUUGCUGCAUACUGGAGCCAGCAGUACCACUGUCUCUACCCCGGCACCGUAGUCAACGGAAGUUCAGAUGGUGAUGACAGUGAUGACCUCAUCACGGUGGAGUUUGAUGACGGUGACACGGGUCGCAUCCCCCUCUCCCACAUCAGACUGCUGCCCCCUGACUACAAGAUACAGUGUGCUGAGCCCUCCCCUGCGCUGCUAGUGGCCAGCUGCUCCAGGAGGCGUGUCAGGAAGUGCAGCAAGGACACCAGUGAGACGAGGCCUAAAACAGGGGACUCCGCCCCCAAGGGCAGAGGGAGACCGGCCAAGAAACCCAAACCCAAACCUGAGCCCCCAGUGAGCCCAGACCCCCGGGAGACGAUGCCCCCCCCGGGACCCAGCCAGGCUCCAGACAGACCUCAGCUCCCCACCAGACCAGCCCAGGACAGGCCCUCCUCCUCCCAGAGGCCUGCUCAGGAAAGACCCCUGUCUGCCCCCAGGCAGGGACCAGGCCGACCCCCCAAGCUCACCAGUACCCCCAGCCUGCCUUCCCCCCCACGCAGCCAGAACCCUAGGAGACCCAGCCCAGCCUCUCCCAAGCCCCCCUCCCUCUACCACCCAGCCCCUUACGGGAAGAUACUAAGGGUGGACCUGUACAGCCAACCCAACCUCACCUCUUGUAACGUCAGCACCCAACCUAACCCUAAAACCAACCCUAAGUCUAAACUCUCCCCUCCACUACUUAAACCCAACUCUACUUCCCCUAUCAUCAGACCCAAGCCUCUUCUACCUAACCCUAAAACUAACCUUACCUCCGUACCAAAAUCCAAACCUAGACCUAACUCUACAGCAGAACUCCCUGGGCCUGCAGCUAACUUUAAUCCUGAUCACAAAAAACCCAGAACCGCUCCCAAAGCAAUCUCCAGACCCAAACAGAACCAUAACAAACCCAGGCUCACCCUGGAUCCUUCUACCAGGCCCAGAACCAGCCCUGGGUCCAGCUCCAGUACCUCCAAACCUAGAACCAGCCCUGGGCCCAGCUCCAGCACCUCUAAACCCAGAACCAGCCCUGGGUCCAGCUCUAGUACCUCCAAACCUAGAACCAGCCCUGGGCCCAGCUCUAGUACCUCUAAACCCAGCCCCAGGCCCAGCUCCAGUACCUCUAAACCCAGCCCCGUGCCCAGCUCCAGUACCUCUAAACCCAGAACCAGCCCUGGGCCCAGCUCCAGUACCUCUAAACCCAGACUCAGCUCAGACCUCUCUGCUGUCAGAUCCAGACCGGACCCUAGCACCUUUAUUCCUGGUAUCUCCAGACCCAGGCAUGUCCCGGGGGAGGGCGGGGUGGGAGGGCAGGGCGGGGUGCGACAUGGGCGUAAGGCCCUCUUAGAGGAACCCCUAGUAAAGCUGGACCACGAGGGCGUGACCUCACCCAAGACCAAGAAGACCAAGGCUCUGAUGCUGCUGGAGGCCAGAGGCUUACGGCAAGAACCCACACCCCUCUCCACGGCCGCAGCCGGCCAGAAGCCGGCGAGGGUAAAGGGGAGGGCUCCGGAGAGCGAGGCAGGGCUGCUGGAGGCCAGAGGCUUACGGCAAGAACCCACACCCCUCUCCACGGCCGCAGCCAGCCAGAAGCCGGCGAGGGUAAAGGGGAGGGCUCCGGAGAGCGAGGCAGGGCUGCUGGAGGCCAAGGGCUUACGGCAAGAACACACACCCCUCUCCAUGGCCGCAGCCAGCCAGAAGCCGGCGAGGGUCAAGGGGAGGGUUCUGGAGAGCGAGGCGGGGCUGCUGGGGAGAGAACCCGCCUACAGAACGCCUUCUCUGGGCAGAGAAAGAGACCGGGGUGGAGGGGGGGACAGAGAACCAAAGAGAGAGGAGAGAACGAAACAAGGGGAAGAGAAGAGAGGGGAGGAGACAGGGGGGUCUCACGGCAGCAGUAGUUCAGGAUCUGAGGAAGAGGAGGUGACGAGGAAGAAAACAAAGUGUAGCUCCAGCUGCUCCCACCCCUCCUCCCCAGCCUCCUCCUCCUCCUCCUCCUCUAGCACCUCCUCUUCCUCUUCCUCCUCCACUGACGAGGAGUCCUCUUGUAGUUCUGACGAGGAGACCGCCCCCGCUCCCCCUGCACCUCUCCCCGUCUCCCCCCCUCCAACUACCCCACAGGAGGAGGUAGAGGUGGAGGAAGAGAAGGAGGAAGAGGAAGAAGUUAAGAAGUUGAAAAAGGCAGAAGAGGAAGAGGAGGAAGUAUUAGGAGAAGAUCAAUCUCCCUCCUCUCCUCCCCCGUCUAUCUCUCCGUCCUCCCAGCCAGCCAGGCCCCGGGGUCGUCCAGCCCGGCAGAAGUCCCAGGGAGGUGUGGGGUCGGUGGGCAGGCCACGGCGCAGGGAGGGGGCCCACCUCCCCACCACCAAGGAGCUGGCUAAAAGACAGCGAUUACCGAGCGUAGAGAACAGACCCAAGAUCUCUGCCUUCCUGCCUGCCAGACAGCUCUGGAAGUGGUUCGGUAAUCCCACACAGAGGCGUGGUAUGAAAGGGAAGGCUAAGAAGCUGUUCUACAAGGCCAUCGUGCGGGGGAGAGAGAUGAUUGGCAUCGGGGACUGCGCCGUGUUCCUUUCAGCCGGCCGACCCAACCUGCCCUUCAUAGGGAAGAUUCAGAGCAUGUGGGAGAGCUGGGGAUCCAACAUGGUGGUCAGAGUCAACUGGUUUUAUCACCCGGAGGAGACCAACCCUGGCAAGAAACUACACGACAAGAAGAACUGGGAUCAGAUGUCUGGUCAGUCUCUUCCUUCAUCUCUGCUCUCCUCUAACCAGAGGAAAGACUUCAUGGAGCGGGCUCUGUACCAGUCGUCCCACAGCGAUGAGAACGAUGUCCAGACGGUCAGUCACAAGUGUCUGGUGGUCAGCGUGUCAGAGUACGAAACCAUGACUCUGACGCGUCGCUAUGCCGACAGCCAAGACCUGUACUACCUGGCCGGGACAUACGAACCCACCACGGGUAUGAUCUACAACACGGACGGAGUCCCCAUCAUCUGAUGAACGACACGCUAACGACACCAGACCCUGACCUUGACCCGAACAACGCCAAGGUCGAUCCGGUCAACUCAUAACGUUUGAUCCAACGAACGAAGACCACCUGAGAGAGACUACAGACCGUAUUCAGAAACUCUUGAAACACAAGGGUCUUCUCUAUAAACACACACUCAGACUUCUACCUGUAAAUACAUACAAUACUCAUAGAUAUAUAUAAAAGACAGGAAGUGAUUUUAUUUACCAGGGAAGACAUCCUCCUGGCUGGAUCGUAGCUGUGAGUCACAGUAGUUUUGAUGAGAGGAGGUUUGUCUAUCUGACAGACGUAUUACACUAACGAGAGAGAGAGAGAGACCUGCUGACAAUCCCAACAAUGGGGGUGGGGAUACAGUCCUGUGUUCUGAUUGGUGCCUGUCCUAUCUGGACCCGCCUACUCCCCCAUGACCUUAUCACCCUGCUGGUGUUAACAGGGUUCUGAUGACCUGGUGUUUAGAGAUAUUAUCAGUGUUUCUCUGGAGUGAACACACUCUUAUUGCACCCCCCCCCCCCCUCCCUGGUCCCCAUCUAUCUGCCCCCCCUGGUCCCCAUCUAUCUGCCCCCCCCCCUGGUCCCCAUCUAUCUCCCCCCCCUGGUCCCCAUCUAUCUGCCCCCCCCCUGGUCCCCAUCUAUCUGCCCCCCCCCCCCCUGGUCCCCAUCUAUCUGCCCCCCCCCCCGGUCCCCAUCUAUCUGCCCCCCCUGGUCCCCAUCUCUCUGCCCCCCCCUGGUCCCCAUCUAUCUCCCCCCCUGGUCCCCAUCUAUCUGCCCCCCCCCUGGUCCCCAUCUAUCUCUCCCCCCCUGGUCCCCAUCUAUCUGGUCCCCAUCUAUCUGCCCCCCCCCCCUGGUCCCCAUCUAUCUGCCCCCCUGGUCCCCAUCUAUCUGACCCCCCCUGGUCCCCAUCUAUCUGCCCCCCCCUGGUCCCCAUCUAUCUCUCCCUCCCUGGUCCCCAUCUAUCUGGUCCCCAUCUAUCUGCCCCCCCUGGUCCCCAUCUAUCUGGUCCCCAUCUAUCUGGUCCCCAUCUAUCUGCCCCCCCCCCUGGUCCCCAUCUAUCUGCCCCCCCUGGUCCCCAUCUAUCUGACCCCCCCUGGUCCCCAUCUAUCUGCCCCCCCCUGGUCCCCAUCUAUCUCUCCCUCCCUGGUCCCCAUCUAUCUGGUCCCCAUCUAUCUGCCCCCCCUGGUCCCCAUCUAUCUGGUCCCCAUCUAUCUGGUCCCCAUCUAUCUGCCCCCCCCCUGGUCCCCAUCUAUCUGCCCCCCCUGGUCCCCAUCUAUCUGACCCCCCCUGGUCCCCAUCUAUCUGCCCCCCCCUGGUCCCCAUCUAUCUCUCCCUCCCUGGUCCCCAUCUAUCUGGUCCCCAUCUAUCUGCCCCCCCUGGUCCCCAUCUAUCUGGUCCCCAUCUAUCUGCCCCCCCCCUGGUCCCCAUCUAUCUGCCCCCCCUGGUCCCCAUCUAUCUCUCCCUCCCUGGUGCCCAUCUAUCUGGUCCCCAUCUAUCUGCCCCCCCUGGUCCCCAUCUAUCUGCCCCCCCUGGUCCCCAUCUAUCUGCCCCCCCCCCCCCCCCCCCCCCAGCGUGGUUUCAGCCUUUUCUCCGUCCCGACACACCCCAUCUCUGUACGGGGGGAAAUAUUAGGGGAGGGGAGGGGAGGAGGAGGAGGAGGAGGAGGAGGAGGAGGAGGAGGAGGAGGAGGGAAAAGGGUUUGUUUCUUUUUUUACUGAAGCAAUCAACUUAAUCAGUGUUUCUCCCGAUAUCCAUUUAGUAGAUCAAUAUUUUAUAGUUGAUCAAUAAAGAGAUACAUCUAUCGAU
Molecule: messenger RNA, 10450 nt
Organism: Oncorhynchus kisutch (coho salmon)
Lineage: Eukaryota; Metazoa; Chordata; Actinopteri; Salmoniformes; Salmonidae
Product: trinucleotide repeat-containing gene 18 protein
Exons: 27
Coding region: 833-8623 (2596 amino acids)
Molecular function (GO): chromatin binding
Source: RefSeq, a predicted model, not a curated record